AUCAACGGCUCAAAUCCCCACCAAAACACACGAUCUUGAUCUGUUCGUUCAUUCCUCUGUUUUAGCUUCCUCUCUCUCUGCUCUACUACCAUACCCAGUCUGUUCCAUCGCAUUUAAUUCCAGAGAAAUUUUCUCCUUGCUUCCUGCAAAUUUUUUGAACUUCCCUUCAAUUCAAUCGGUUUCACCAACUGGGUCUUCUAGAAAAAGAUAGGGCAUGUUUGGGUAGACCCGGUAGAGUGAUAAUUUUGUGAAGAUUCCUCCAUUUUCCUGCAAAAGUUUUGAACUCUUCUUCAAUUCAAUCGGUUUCACCAACUGGGUUUUCAAGAAAAACACUAGGGCAUGUUUGGACACACUCAAAUUCUGUAAUUUUCACAAAGUAGAACAUGCCUGUGUCAACUAGGUCUCAAAUCAAGACAGACCCAGAUCAUCGCAUUGAUCCCAUUCAAAACCCUCUGAGAAACCCACACCAUGGGUUGAAAGAGAAGAUGAGGGCACUCACCCUCUUGUACGAGCAGCAAAGGCAACAAGCUCUCAAGAACCCUCCCGAGCCGCCGCCAAGGCUUUCCUCUCAUCCCAGCGUGGACCUCCUCAGUUCAGGCAAGAGAGGAGGAGGAGAGAGAAAGGAGCCGUCGAAUGUGAUGAGAGAGAAGAACACCGCCACAGUCGUUACAAGAACCUACGCCUUGCCUCAGCCCCCACUUUACAGCGCCAAGGAAAACGUUGGUGAUCGGAUUGUUGGGUUUUCGUGCCCAAGGAAGGCAGCGGUUUCGACCACGGUGGCGAGGAAGCUGUCGAUGGGGGCCGGGUUGGACGGUAGAGGGGUAAUUGGGUCCAAGAAAUUGCAAGAAAUGGAGAGGGUUGUGUUGGAGAAUAAGCAGAAUGGGGAGAUUGGUGGGGGGAGUAGGAUUCUUGUGUUUGUGAGGCUGAGGCCGAUGGGGAAGAAGGAGAGGGAGAGUGGGUCGAGGUGCUGUGUAAGGAUUGUGAACCGGAGAGAUGUUUACUUGACAGAAUUUGCGACGGAGAACGAUUAUUUGAGGCUGAAGAGGCUGAGGGGGAGGCAUUUCACGUUUGAUGCUUCGUUUCCGGAUUCUACUACUCAACUUGAGGUUUAUUCAACCACAACGGCAGAACUUGUGGAAGCAGUUUUGGAGGGUAGGAAUGGAUCAGUGUUCUGCUAUGGUGCUACGGGAGCUGGCAAAACAUACACCAUGUUGGGUACAGUGGAGAAUCCGGGGGUGAUGGUUUUGGCGAUGAAGGAUCUUUUCAACAAGAUUAGGCAGAGGAGCUGUGAUGGAAACCAUGUGGUUCAUCUGUCCUACCUUGAGGUCUAUAAUGAAACUGUAAGGGAUUUGCUUUCUCCGGGAAGACCUCUUGUCCUUAGAGAAGAUAAACAGGGGAUUGUGGCAGCUGGUCUUACUCAAUAUAGAGCAUAUUCCACAGAUGAAGUCAUGGCAUUGCUUCAACAAGGAAAUCAAAACCGAACCACUGAACCAACUCGUGCCAAUGAAACUUCUUCACGUUCCCAUGCUAUUCUCCAGGUGAUGGUUGAAUACCGAGUUAGAGAUGCUUCCAACAAUGUUGUCAACCGAGUGGGGAAGCUGUCACUUAUUGACCUAGCAGGUUCAGAGAGAGCUCUUGCAACAGAUCAGCGAACGCUUAGGUCACUUGAGGGGGCCAACAUAAAUAAAUCACUCCUUGCACUUAGCAGCUGCAUCAAUGCACUUGUCGAGGGCAAGAAACAUAUCCCUUUCCGAAAUUCCAAGCUCACCCAACUGCUCAAGGAUUCCCUUGGGGGAGCUUGUAACACGGUUAUGAUUGCCAAUAUCAGUCCGAGCAAUCACUCGUUUGGUGAAACUCAAAACACCCUCCAUUGGGCUGAUCGAGCUAAGGAGAUCCGGACCAAGGCCUAUGAAGCAAACGAGGAAAUACUGCAAGUGCCCGAAUUUGGAACAGAUCAGGCUAAGCUAUUGCUCGAGUUACAAAAAGAGAACUGUGACUUACGAGUACAAUUGGCACGACAGCAACAGAAGUUACUUACCAUCCAAGCACAAUCCUUGGCAGCAAACUCCUCACCAACCCCUUCUUCUAUCUCCUCUCUCUUAUCUCCUCCCCCGACUUCUGCCCAACCAAACGAAAAACGAAAGCCCAGAUCAACUUGCAUGGGUGGGGGUUAUUUCACACCAGAAUCGAAGAAGAAGGGGGCCGAGGAGACAGUCAAGGAGCUCCGGAGGACUGUCAAGGCAUUGGAGACGGAAAUUGAGAGAAUGAGAAAGGAUCAUUCUUUGCAGAUAAAGCACAAGGAUGAUCUUAUUCGUGACAUUUCUCGAAAAGGUGCAAAAGCAGGGAUAGGAGGGAGUGGGGCGGAGGGGUUAAAGAGAGUUGUAACAAGGGCGAGCUUGAGGCCAAAGGAGAAAAAUGAGGGUGAGUUGAAGAGCCCGAAUCAUCGAUUUCUAUCUCCAGCUCCAACUGCUAAGAAACGUAGUUUCUGGGACAUAACAACGGCUAAUAGUCCAUCGCUUCUCACUUUAAAUGGAAGAAAAACCAGAAGCCAUGUCAUUAACGACCCUCCUGCAGCUCCCUCCAUGCUUCUUCAGCUUGCAUAUCCAUGUUUCUGGUUUGUGUUCAUGUUCGGACCACACAUCGCCAAUUGCUUGCAUCGUUCAGCCAGGUUUUGCUCGUCAGAGAACCGAAACUUUGAAGCAGUAAAAGAGGAAGCAUAGCAAGAACUGACCUGAUUAAUUGAAGAAGAGACGUGAAGUUGGAUGUGAUGGAAGAAGAAAGGCAAAAAGAUGGCACCAAUUGGUACUUGUUCGUUCUUCUUUAUUAUUAUCUCUCUGCUCAAGCUGGUUAGUGGUGACAACGAUCUUAUAAACCAAGACUCGCGAAGGAAAGGGAGAGCAGCAGAAUUCUUCAAUUCAGUUCACACAAACUAUAAGCAAUCACCUGAUUUGCCUAACAGUGAGUGCCUUGUUCCCAACAUUUGACAUUGAAAUUUGUGUUGUUUCAGUUGUUUUUAGUUUCCCCAACAACAGCUCAUUGAUUUAUGCUCCAUAGGAUAUCAUUUGCAGUCCAGUAAACUUGACUUUGUACACCUUUUAUUCCUUGUCGUUUUGGCACGUCUUGUCGACAGUGUACAACGGACCAAAUCUAUGACGUCUCCAGACACUCAAUAUGAGGAGCCUUGUUUAUUUUCCUUCAGUUAAGGAAGGCUGUUUUACGUAAGCA
This is a messenger RNA of Rhododendron vialii, 3225 nucleotides long. Its product is annotated as kinesin-like protein KIN-8A. Bases 384 to 2720 code for a protein of 778 amino acids. Gene Ontology annotation, biological process: microtubule-based movement. NCBI's taxonomy places the organism in Eukaryota, Viridiplantae, Streptophyta, Magnoliopsida, Ericales, Ericaceae. The transcript is spliced from 7 exons. Gene Ontology annotation, molecular function: microtubule binding; microtubule motor activity; ATP binding. The record is from RefSeq and is a predicted model, not a curated record.